UUAUUUCCAAAUGCUUGUAGGUGCCUCUUUCCUCUGCCUCUGCACCCUGGAGAUGGCAGCACCCAAGGUCGCAGUGGUUGGUGCAGGAGUUAUCGGCCUGUCCACAGCACUGUGCAUCACAGAGACUUGCCCCAGCUGCUCUGUGACUGUCCUUUCAGACCAGUUCAGCCCCAACACAACGAGCGAUGUUGCAGCUGGAAUGCUCAUCCCUCACACCUACCCAGGUACACCAAUCCACGUUCAGAAGCAGUGGUUCAAAGAGACCUUCACUUAUCUUUUUGCCAUCAGCAACUCAGCUGAGGCAUCAGAGGCUGGCAUUCACCUGGUCUCUGGGUGGCAGGUCUUUAAAAACACUCCGAAGGAAGAGUUACCUUUCUGGUCAGAUGUUGUCCUGGGAUUUCGACCAAUGUCUGAAGCAGAACUCCAGAAGUUUCCACAGCACCGAUUUGGUCAGGCCUUUACGACACUGAAAUGUGACUGUCCACCUUACCUGCUGUGGCUGGAGAAAAGGUUGAAAGCAACUGGCGUCCAAGUGUACACCAGAAAAGUUGCAGACUUGUGGGAGCUGCACAGCGAAUAUAACAUCAUUGUCAACUGCUCGGGCAUUGGAGCCUGCCAGCUGGUGGGGGAUGAAAAGCUCUUCCCCAUCAAGGGACAAGUACUCCAAGUUCAUGCUCCUUGGGUGAAAAAUUUCAUCCGGGAUGGGGAUGGCUUAACUUACAUCUACCCAGGGAUACACCAGGUAACCCUAGGGGGAACCAGGGAAAAGGAUAUCUGGAGUCUCUCCCCUGAUCCUGGCACUAUCCAAGACAUCUUUGACAGAUGUUGCUCCCUUGAGCCCUCACUGCAGGAAGCUCAGGACAUCAAGGUGAAGGUGGGCUUGAGGCCAUCCAGGCAGAGUGUGAGACUGCAGAGAGAGGUCUUUCGCCAAGGAGGACUUAAGCUUCCAGUGGUCCAUAACUACGGGCAUGGUGCAGGUGGCUUUUCGGUGCACAGGGGCACAGCCAAAGAGGCUGCUUAUCUUGUCAGAGAGUGCAUCGCUGCCCUGCAAGGCUCCUCAUCGAGGGCCAAGCUUUGAAUCCCAGAGGCUGCUUUGUGACAGCCUAGUGUUGCAUCUCCUAGUAGCAGAUUUGGACUUCUAUUCCACUACUGUAUAGAAGGAACCUAAGACAACAACUUGUGCCAUUGCAGAUGCUCAGUGGUAUCUCAUCUGGUUUUCAGCUGCAAGCUUAUAAAGACAUGAUGGGUUGAUCCAAGUAUUGACCCAGCUGUCCUUCUCCUCCAUUUGACAUCGGUUCUGCCCUAGGUAUUUCUCCUAGCCUUAUGUUAAGGGGAAGGCAAGAUAUGUGAAUAUUCUUCACAAAACAGGGAUCAGAUUGGUGCAGUAUAAUAUUAAUUACAUCAAUUUAGCAUUUCUUCAUCUGCAUCUAAAGGUAUCAGAUGCAUUGGGUUCAGAUUCAGUAAAAACUAGUUCGCUGCUCUUGUACCAAAUCUAAUCUUCUUCCUGCUGUCUUGCUACAGAAUGUUACUGUUCUCCGUAUGAUCUACAAGAAAACCCUCCACAGUGCUGCAUUACAGUGCUCCAGGUCAGCUCUUAUAAAAAGCAGUGUUAGAUUACUGUCAUGCACAGUGACCAGGCAAGUGUGAUUUUAAGGCACAUAUGUGACACUGAUCACUGCAUUUGCUCUUGUUACACCUCAGGGAAUGUAACCUAAAGUUUCUGUGAGAGGAAGUUGCCCCGUAUGAGCUACAGUUUUGUGCAUCUUUCCUCACACUGGUUUGCAAAUCUCUCUUUUUUUUUUUAAACUUUGAGCCCCUCAGAUUUUGCUCUCAGGCAGACAUGAUUUUUUUCCCCCAAUAGCAGCAUUGACGUGGCCUGUGUUUUACAGACGAGGGAUAUUCAGCGUGGGAGGGAGUGCCAGCAUCUCUCUUCUACUUCGCAUCAGCACUGGAUUCUUUCCUUGCAUCAGUUGAUAUGAAUAAACUGGUGACAAACCAAGGAUCUUAACACCGGCUUCAGUUUCAUACGGGAGAGAAGAGCCAUUUAAGACUAGAUAAACACUCCAAAGAUAAAUUUGGCUGUAACUGGACAUGAGCAAACUCCUCCGCCAUAUGGAAGCUGAGCCACUGAAUCCCAGACCCUCACUCCAUUUUCCUCUGUAGUUUGAGCCCUUUGAUGUUGGUGAAGAUAAUCGCUGGUCAAAAUUAGAUCUUACCAUCGCAGUACAGAAGAAUUUCUUUACUAUGAGAGUGGUGAGACACUGGCACAGGUUGCCCAGAGAGGUUGUAGAUGCCCCAUCCCUGGAGGUAUUCAAGGCCAGGUUGGAUGGGGCCUUGGGCAGCCUGAUCUAGUGGGAUGUCCCUGUGCAUGGCAGGGGGGUUGGGACUAGAUGAUCUUUAAGGUCCCUUCCAACCCAAACUAUACUAUGAUACAGGUUUGACUGUUAGUGAUUAGAGCACUCAUUACAUCUUAAAUGGUUCAUUCAAGAGCAUUAGUGUCCACUUUUGUCUAGGUUUUUUUGUCCAGUUUUUUUUCGUCCUUACAGUUACAAAGCAAAUCAAAAUUCUUCAGGAAUUCACAUGAUUAAAACGAACUGAUAAAUAAAUUUCUAAUAAUGGAGCAAAAGUCACUUCUGUAGCAUUUGCUUUCAUAAGCAAGGGGUUUUCUUUCCUUGGAGAUGGCAUGACAGGGCCAAGAAAGGCCACAUUCAGACAUGGCUGCCAACUCCUGUUGGUCUCAGGGGGAUAAGGACAGUUAUCCUUUGCAGGGGUCAGCUGUUGGAAGAAACAUCAUCAAAUUAAGUUAUAGGUCAAUUAGCUCCUGGGAUCAGCCUAAGCUAGCCCUGCCUUCAGUAGUCUUGUGCUCUUCUCCUCAGAUCUGGAGGCUAAUUUUGCAUUCCCUUGUCCCAUAAUUUGUCCUUUGCAGUGGUACAAGAGGGCAGAGCUGCUGCUUUUGGCAGCGGUGUUGGCGUAGGGCCUAUCAGACUGCAGCUUUGUCCUCAGCAAACACAGAACAGAAAAAAUACAUGGAAAAAUCAUGAGAAUGGGCUAUUUUUUUCUCAGUCUUGAUUUUCUUAAUCUUGAUUUUAAUCUUAAAAACUAACAAACAAUGUAGCUUAUCCUGGAGCAAGAAACACUGCUAAUGCUAGUGGAGUGUCCACAGCCCCAUGGGAAACCAGAGCUCUGGUUGUGCACUUCUGCUUUGCAAGGUGGGGAGGUUUCUUCUAAUUUACUUUUAAAAGUUCAAGUCAAGUUGGAUGGGACUCUGAGCAACCUGAUGUAAUUUAAUAUGUCCCUGCUUAUUGCAGGGUGGUUGGACUAGAUGAUCUCAAAUGGUCCCUUCCAACCCAACUAUUCUCUGAUUCCCAACUCAGCCAUGUGUUUUUCUCUGCUGUUAUCCACGCUGAAUUUCACCUGCUAUUUCAUGACCCAGGCUCAUGAGAUGUUUUUUGCAGCUCCUUACAGGCAGUUUGCAUUUUGCUACCUUGAAUAAGCUGGUACCACCGGCACUCCAAGUCACUUCACCAUUUACUACCUGACUGAUGGAUAUGUGGAUAAGCACUGGCCCUACCACAGAUCCUUCUCAGAUGUUACUGGUUACUUCUCUCUAUUGUGAAAACCAGAUGAUUUAUCCUUACCUUGUCUCUCUAUCCUGUAAUUAGUUGCUGAAUUGUGAGAGGAUCUUCCCUCCUGUCCCAUGCCAGAUUAACUUCUUUACGAGUCUUGGUGACAGACAUUAUAAAAUGCUUUCCAGAAGCUGAGAAGAUCAUACCGAGCAGAUCCUUGCAGUCUGCAGCCUCCCUGUGUCCUCUAAAGCUGUAAGAGAAUGGUGAAGCUUCAUAGCUCCUCACUGCAAACCUCUGCUGAUUCUUCCCUCUUCGUCCAUAUCUGUCCCUGCAACUAUUCUACUAUCAUGGCUUUUAGCGUUUUGCUGCAAUGGGUGUCAGAUUUAGUAGUUUGCACUUCUCUACAUCUCUCACAGCACUUAAAACAGUGUCAUGUGCCAUCCUCUUUUUUUUUUUUUUUUUUUUUUCUGGUGUUUUAAGUAAGGGGUUAUACACCAGCCUGAACAGUACAACAAUUUCCCAUUAGUGUUGCUUAAAAACCCAUGAGCGAGUAACAUCUGCUUCUCAUAAAUUUGUUACUACCCAUUGCAGCUAUUUGUUCUAAACCCUCCUCUAAUGGCCCUUCAAUCCCCUCUACAAAUGGCUCUGCCAUGGGAAUUUCACUAAGCUUUUCUGUGCUGAACCCAGACAUAAGUAACCCGUUUAGCUGUUGCGUUAGGGCUUGUUUCUCUCAAGCUCUUUGACCACUGAUUGUCUGCUGACCACAUACCCUGGUCACCUGUGAGACUCUCUGGCCAGCUUCUUGCUCCUACUGCAGCAGAGGAAGUAUUUUGUCUAUUAACAAGUUAUUUUAAUCCGGAUUUCUGUUCCUGCUUUUGAUUUGACAGAGUUUAUAUCCUUUUUCUAUUUCCUCAUUUGGACGGGAUCUGUUUUGGUUCUUUCCCUUGUAAUUCUUAUUGUGGUAUUACAAUGAGCCAGUAAUGAUCUUUCUUCUGGGAAGUCUCUGAUAUUUCAAUAACUUUAUAUAAAAUUCAAGCAUUCUAGUAUUGUUUAUUAAUUUUAGACUUAUAGCAAAUAGAAACAUGCAUACAUUCAGCCUGAUUGCUCCAGCUCCUGUGCCCUGUUGAACAGAGCUUUAUUUGUCCAGUUGCACCUUGCCAUUUCCUGCAUACUUGUGGUUUUAAAUAAGUCAAAAUGGCACCUUAAAGGACAUGUCAUCAUGAACCCUGCUCCUCUAGUCCUGCUUGCCUGCCCCUAGUCUCUAUCCUGAAAUUCUUUUUUAAAUAUUACUCUUUCUCACAAAGGCUUUCUUCCCUACCAAGGUCAUGACACACAAAGGCUGAGCAUCCUACUCAGAAACCUCAGCUUUUUCUUCCAGAAACUUUCAAUUUGCCAAGCCUAUAUCCUAAUAUUAUGGGAAUAAUUGUGCUUCCCUCUGUCAUUUUUCUCCCUAGGCAUGGAAAAUUUAAAUAUUUUAAAAUAUAUCCAUAGCUACAUAGUGACACUGCCCUGUGCCAACUAUACGCCUAUUCACAAGAAGGGGGGGGGUCACAACAUUUCACUGCCUACAAGCCAGCUUGCAGACAGCGACUGCUUGACUUUUAGGCAGCUGAAGCCUGUUGAGAAGAAUCUUUUUUUGCUUCAGUUGCCCAGCCUCGGGUGCCGAUCUCUGGCAAUACAUCAUUAGCCGUUCCUGAGUUUCUGCUCCUUUGCCAACAGCCUUGCUGGGAGCUGAAGCAAAGAUGUGGCCUGUGUUAAUUCUCCGGCCCCAUUUGAAGCUGUACCAGCAGCUGAGGAAUUUGCAAAACUCCAUUUUGAUCCUAAAUCUGUUUGUGCUGUUGUGUUGGCUCCAUAGUCUUCAUCUGGAAAUGCAGAGUAAAUGCAGAGUAAAUGUCAGGAAAACACGCAUAGAAUCAUAGAAUAGUUUGGGUUGGAAUGGAACUUAAAGAUCAAAUAGUUCCCAUCCUCCUGCCAUGGGCAGGGACACGUCCCACAUGGGAAAGGGUUAACAGUGGAAGGUCAUCAAAACUCCAUGACUUUCCAUGCUGAUGAAAGGCACCCUUAAAGAAAGACUUAGCUGUCACCUGUGCAAAGUGUUUUAUCCUCUCCUCAAGCCCGUGCAGGUCCGGACAAAAAUUGACUGGACCGUACUUAAAUAUUUGCUUCUUAUCUACUCUUUCUGACCUACAUUGAAUAGCCACUCCCAGCAGAUGGCAACCAAGCUGACACACUCACAGGGAAUUUCAAAGGCAUAAUUAUGGUGUAGAAAGGGAUUGAUGAUAUUUUGAGACAUUUUGAUCAAUCCUUGUGAUUGCAGACAGCAGAUGGGCUGUAUGACGGAUUUUACAGCUUGAGACAAAAUAAUAGUUUUCUGCAACAGGGAAUUUUGAUGAUUUUCUUUGCAAAAACAAAGCGAUAAAGAUAUAUUGUCUCAAUAUAGACUUUUGCCUACAUUUAAAGCAAAUUUGCCAAACUUCUGAAAAAAAAACCCAGGAAAAUUGGCAUUCACCAUUGAUUAUAAUGCAGUCGAAUGCUAUUUGAGAUAAACUUCAUUGUGAUACAUUCAAAUUCAUUAGGAAUAAAUGUAGUAAUUAGAAAACUAUGGCCUAGGCUGAGAUUUGUAUUGUGUUCAGAACUAUCUUAUAUCAAUGUACGUGUUGUACGAGGCUUUAUUCUAUCCUGCUUUAUUCCCUGUUUUCCACCAGAGGGUGAUGUUGGAUCAAGCAGUUCCUGAAAGAAACUCGCAAGCUCCAUUUCAAAGAGGCGAUGCAGUCAUGGGUAGAGAUGUGGGUGCUUGUAGGGCUGUCACAUAACUAUAAGAUUUGGGUGCUGCAGUAGGGCUUAAGACAUAAUCGUGCAUCAGUUAGGGCUGUAAGAUGUCAUGGCGAAUGCUUAAAAAAAAAAACCAACACAUUGAGGAAAUUGAAACAUAAGGGUACCAGCACACCAGGAGUUGUUGUUAAUAACUAAUUAUAAUCCUAGACAAACCUGUUGCUGUUGCACCAUGUCCCAGAGCUUCUCCACAUCAAAAGGCUGGAAGGGAAACCACUGUCUUGGGUGGCCAAGUGUCCUAGGUUCCUUGUGUCUCGCAGUCCCUUGAGCUCUGCUUGGGCCAGACCUUGUGUGUGGUGGUGGGUGUUUCUACAGCGCUGCAGCCUGGCCCGUGCAUCAGCUACCUAGCCUGGUUCCUGGUGAGCUCACACACUGCUCUCAGGUGCUCAGGUAUUAGAAACUGUCGCUGAUUUAAGGCUGAUCCGAAAAUGGUCUAUUUUCUUUUGGAGAAUUUUUCCCCCACGUCUGUUUUUCUCAAUGAAGAAGUCAAAGUUACAUGUUUUGGAAAAGGAAAAGUGGACGUGAGUCAAAACUCAGCCUUAUAAGGAAGGGCUGGGGAGAAACGAAAGAAACUUUUCUGGAACAGAACAAGUUCAUAAAAAUGGUAUUUUCAAAUGUAAAAAGUUUCAAGAGAAUCUUUUCCCUGUGUUUUGCUUUUCCUCCUUUGAGACUGUCUCACACCACUGACAGCCACCAGCACUAGCAGGGCACUGCCCCACGUUGCUGUCCUCCACUCCUGUUCAUGUCCACUACCUACCAUGUAUAUUUCUCACAUUGCAAGAGGUGUGCACCAUGUGCAUCACAUACUGAGCUCCUGUCACUGUCACCUCUGCUGCCUUUUUAUUCAACUUAUGCAAACUCACAGUUGACCAGCUGAUAUCUGAGCCUUACAUGAGCCUUUACUUACAUUUAUGAGCCAAACAGUGGAGAGGAGGUUUGCUUAUUUUAUGUAUCGCUGGAGACUGAAGCAACCAAGCUAGCUGCAGGUGUUUCUGAAGCACCUGGAUGUGCACCUCCAGUCGGCAUUUUGGCAAAAGUGAAGGUCUGGGGAAAAAACCCUUCCAUGAAGGAGUGCACUAGAGUCACAGAGGAAGCCUUGCACUUGCUUUCCACCUUGCCAAACAAGUGUAGGGUUGAGCUUCACCACCUUUUUUCCAUGCGGAGAGUAUAUCUGCACAGUGUCAUCACUCCAGGAAUAACCAUGGGGCGAAUUGCCACAGAGCUUUUCAGCAGGAUAAUUGCCUCCAACAGAAGGAUAAAUAGCUUUUUCUGGCAUUUAAUGGGCCUCUUAAAUGAACGGCAAUAAACUCUAUGCAAACAGAUGUUUUCCCUCUUUUUUCGUCCUCUUGCAUCUCAUCCAUAAUUAUGCACUGAAAUGUUCUUGUCUGGAUUGCUGAAAGCAAUCUUACUGCUGUUUGUCUUUGCAGCUUAAGGCUGCGCUCUUCGGCACAAAGAUCAAGCAUAACACCCUUAAUUCCUAAAGGCUCCCAUUGCUGUACAUAAGUGAUCAUCUUCUUUCCUUUGCAUUAAGCCUGAGGGAGGAACAAGAAGUUAGUGCGAAAAAGUGCCUCUUCCAGCCUCUGCUCUGCAGGUCCUGGCACUCUCCCUGGUUCCCCAGGGCUCCAGCCAGGAGGUUUCUGUGCUUGCCUGGCUUCAGGCUUUCACCCAGCUAGGCUCAGAGUAGUUGCUCCUUCUUUGUCUUGUAGGGGAGGGAAAGGUCCCCUCUCUAUGACACCUGUGCUGUGCUGACCAGAUUGUGGGGAGUUGGCAAGACAGGCUUUUCUCUCUAGCCGCUGGCUUUGCCUCUAGGUUUGCCACCAAUACAGUAGCAUGUGCCAUGCAAGCCCUGCAAAAAGCCUUUAUGCUUUCAGAAACAUAUACUUUGCCUUCUGACACAGUACAGAGAAAUGACCUUAUUCCUAAAGAAAUUCAAUGCAUUCUGGCAAAGGAAUCGCCUCCUAACAAAGACCCUGCAAGCAAGACAAACAUAAACGUUAGCCUGGCCGAGUGUUCAUCACCUGGAAUUGUGUCUGCAGGGAUGCCUGCGUCUUCACAAAUCUGUCUUCGAAGCAUCUGGCUGGCCUCUGCUUUCCACGUUCAUGGAAAGGGUGGAGGUAGACAUGCUGUAGGAAGACGUGUGACAAAAGGAUGCCCCCUGCGGUAACGCCUAACCUAGAUACAAAAUCUUGGCUAUGGAGGUUAUUCCACUUUGAGUUGAUACCAAUGCAUCUGCAUCAUUGAUAUUGCUCUACAUGGCACUGAUGGAAAACUGCCUUGAAAGGAGCCUGUGGGAAAAACAGAGAGUUUUAUUCUCAUAGUCUGGUCCUGACCAGGCUGCUGCAAGAGAGCCUUGCUGCAGGCAAGACCAUUUCACUCCUCCUCAUUAGGAUUUUGUUUAAGACAUUUAAAAUGCAACCAGUUGGAGGAAAGUAUUGGCUGACCAAGUAAUAAUAAUUCAGAAAAGCAAACAUUUUGUUACAAAGAAAGACAGUGGUACUGAAUUUAGUGUCCUGCAAAGAUGGGACACUUCAGUCACAUGGGUGAAACCUUUGUGGAUGCAUGUUAUUAUGUGGGUGAAACCUUUGCGGAUGCAUAUUAGUAAAUUGGCCUGCAUACUGGUUAAGGACAUUUUUGCACAUAUCCUAUCCUACAAAAGACAUUUUUAAUCCAUCAGGUCCAUUAAGGAUGCUGCCAGCCACUCCCAGCCUUUGUUUAUCCUAUUGCCUUUAAUGAGACAUAAACUACAGACGCAUGCAUGUAUAUCAAACAACACUGUAAGACAGAGAAAAAGCACACAAUGCAUUAAUUAUGGGUCUUCAUUUGUUUGUGAAACUGCUACCUGGAACAGUUGCUGCUGUUCUUCUCCUUAGCAGCCCUGGCGCUCUGGCUUACGUCUCUUCUCCCUUUGGAUAGCCCUCUUCCCAGUGUGCUUGCUGAUGAAAGUCACUCUCUGUGAUCAGAUUGUGACAUCUGCUCCAUUACUCCAGUGCUGUUGCCAUUCCUUGUAUAAAUACUUUGGCAUUUGUACUGUACUAUGUAAACCCAUUAAAAACACAUAAUAAAAAGGCUUAUAAAACUUCUUAAAGC
Molecule: messenger RNA, 9485 nt
Organism: Cuculus canorus (common cuckoo)
Lineage: Eukaryota; Metazoa; Chordata; Aves; Cuculiformes; Cuculidae
Gene: DDO
Product: D-aspartate oxidase
Exons: 4
Coding region: 11-1078 (355 amino acids)
Molecular function (GO): FAD binding; D-amino-acid oxidase activity
Source: RefSeq, a predicted model, not a curated record